UCAUGAAAAUCAUUCAUUCAUUUCCUUUCAAGCGGAUAGUUAGAGUUCUCAAGGCAUCUUAUGAUUUUCGUUUCAGUAUAAACCUUAUCUACCUCACACGAGAUAGCGGGUUUGGCUGGAUACGCAGUUCUGGUUGGUCAGUAUUUUGGUAAAAGAAGCAAAAACUAGAAUGUUAGGACUACUGGCAUGCUUAUUACAUCAAUUAGAGUAAAAAUUGAUACAUACAAGUAGAGUUGGGGGAAAAUGAACAUCUUCAGGGCAACUACAGGAAUUGAGGGGAUGGUGUUUGGGGUUCCACAAACGGUUAUGAGAAACAACUUGCUUUGCCCGCAAAAGAGCACGAAAAGUGUAGCUGGAGCAUUCCGGUCUCAAUUCAAUCAGCCCUUGAGCUCGCUCGAUGAAGAGAGGCUUUUGGGAUGUGCUAUACGGCUUAGGGCUAUAAAAUUCUUUGAUCCUGUAAUUGCCAAGAAAUAUUUUGCUGGGCAUCUUGAAAAGGGUGAAGAUGUUGCUCUUAAAGUUGUGGAAUGCUGUAAUAACCAAACAAAAGUUAGUGCAAACUUGUCAUCUACAUGGUUGGCACAAUGGAAGCAUCAAAUGGAGAUCCCGGAGUUGGAAAAUCAAGCCAGAUCAAGGACGGUCUCCUCCAAGGGCGAUCAAGCAAGGACAAGGGCAACCUCCUCCAGCCUAGCAUCGACAAGGACGACCUUCUUUGGACUAACGUCAUCAAGGGCGACUUCUCCAAUCCAGUAUUCCAAGGCGAGGAAUUUUGGCAAGACAUUUGAUGAACUGGAGCUUCUCAUAAAUGACAUUUGCUUUGUUCCUCCUGCAAGUAGGAUAAAGGCUGCAUCUUGGGUGUGUUUUGCAAAAGGGCCAAGGCCAAGGAAACCCCGAAUAUGGAAAACAAGGACAAGGAUAGGUACUGUAUCGAAAUCAGAAAAACUUGUUCAACAUAUAAAGGCAUUGUCCAAUGUUAAGGAAGAAGUUUAUGCUGCACUGGAUUCUUUCAUUGCAUGGGAGGUGGAAUUUCCUCUUAUUACUGUAAAGAAGGCUUUGAAAACACUUCAAGCAGAGAAGGAAUGGAAGCGAAUAAUUCAGGUAACGAAGUGGAUGCUGAGCAAGGGUCAAGGCAAAACCAUGGGAAACCACUACUUAUUAUUGGAUGCUCUUGCUCAAGAGCAAAGAAUAGAAGAAGCUGAGGAACUUUGGAAUCAAAUUUUCAAAAGGCAUCUAGAAUAUGUUCCUAGGAUGUUUUUCACUCGUGUCAUCACCAUGUAUGAGCAAAACAACAUGCCUGAUAAGUUGAUUGAGGUUUUUGCUGAUAUGGAAGAGCUUGGGGUCAAACCAGACCAUUUAUCUAUUACUAUAGUUGCCAGUACUUUCAAGAAUUUAGGUAUGUUAGACAAGUAUGAGAAAGUUUUGAAGAAAUAUCCCGAAACAGACUGGAAGCCCUUCUAUCGCAAUGGCAAGCCCUCUCCAGUUUCAGGGCACAAACCACAAAACUAUGGGGAGGCUAUAGUAGAACAGAACCACAGUAGUUCGAAUGGCACAGAGAGAGAUGAAUCUUCUACAGAUGAUUUUCCUACUGCUGAGGAUAGAGAACAUCGAAAUGAAAUGUCUGAGUCACUUGACAAGAGAGAUGAGAGACAUUGUACUAGAAUACCGAUCUCAAUUGACAAUUUUCAAAAGCAGUGAAGGAGCAGACACUCUGAUAUUUUGCAUCAAAUGUUUAUCAGUCAGGAUCUAAGCUGCUGUUCAGUUUUUAAUUCCUUGUUUCUGGAAUAUUGUGUUUAGUCCAUGUGUUGUAUUAUAAGAAUUAUAUGUUGUAUUUACCAUUUUAUGCACAGGGUUUUAUCGUAACAUUUUGAAGGUUUAAUGAUCCUUCACUCGUGUAACUGAUAUAUGGCAUGCUACAAUGAUUCUUGUAAUUGUAUAUGAAUAUUGGUUAUUCCAUUGGCCUAGAGAUGUUAAAGACUGGGGGUAAAGCAUUACUGUAAUUAUAUAUAGAUAUUUGGCUAUGCAAUCAGAGAUUAAACCUUUUAAUGAUUGUAAGAUAGAGCAUCAUGCUUUACACUGAUUUUUUAUGUCUACAAGGUUGCUGUUAUGUUUC
Cryptomeria japonica (Japanese cedar) is the source of this 2107-nucleotide messenger RNA. Its product is annotated as pentatricopeptide repeat-containing protein At4g21190. Lineage: Eukaryota; Viridiplantae; Streptophyta; Pinopsida; Cupressales; Cupressaceae. The transcript has 10 exons. The record is from RefSeq and is a predicted model, not a curated record. Bases 244 to 1692 code for a protein of 482 amino acids. Gene Ontology annotation, molecular function: protein binding.